Molecule: messenger RNA, 2932 nt
Organism: Pelmatolapia mariae (spotted tilapia)
Lineage: Eukaryota; Metazoa; Chordata; Actinopteri; Cichliformes; Cichlidae
Product: growth arrest and DNA damage-inducible protein GADD45 beta-like
Exons: 4
Coding region: 574-1035 (153 amino acids)
Biological process (GO): regulation of cell cycle
Cellular component (GO): cytoplasm; nucleus
Source: RefSeq, a predicted model, not a curated record
GUUAAAUAUUGCAAAUUUGACUAUAGGUCAAUUUUUACUGAUGUUAUAUUUCCACGAAUCGCUUGCUUGCUUUAUAUGCAUGAUUGCAGUCUUUCAGUAGUGGGAGGGUUACAUAGACGUUCCCCCUUCAUUCAGCCACUAGAUGUCAGUCAUAAUUACAUAAUCACAUCAGUCCUGUAAAGACGUUGUUAUGAAAAGGUGAGGCUCUUGUUACACAAUUUUAUCUCAUAGUCCAACACGGGAGCUAGUUGGAUCAUUUUACUUGAACAGAUGCAUGUAUUUGUUUAUGCACAAUGUCAGUUAUGUCAGAAUGACAAGCGUACUUUUGUCCCGUAAAGUCAUCACUCACUGUAACCAAACAAACCCACGAGGCCACAUGACAAGAAAAGAUGUUGGUUUUCCUUUGAGCCAAUUGCAAAACUCGCCUAGUUUCGGUGCCGCCCACCUUCCAGCUUCACUAUAAAACUGUGACGCAACGUUGCCAACAACAAACGCAGAAGAGACUGGCAUAACUUUGGUACACCGGCAGUUGUCACGCAUUUACGCAGUGGGAUCGGUUUUUAAUUUGCAAUCAUGAUUCCCGAAGAAAGCUUUGCUUCCAUCGAGAACAAGAUGCAGUCUGUAGGUCUGGCUCUGGAGGAGUUGCUGGUAACUGCUCAGAAACAAGGCUGCCUCACUGUUGGCAUUUAUGAAUCAGCCAAGCUUCUUAAUGUAGAUCCAGACAGCGUGGUGCUAUGCGUGCUGGCAGCCGACGAUGAAAACGAUGUGGCGCUGCAGAUCCACUUCACAUUGCUACAGUCCUUCUGCUGCGACAGCGGCAUCACCAUCUUGCGAGUCUCUGGGUUUCAGCGACUCCAGCGGCUGCUGGGAGCUGUGGAUGCCAACAGGAACCAGGAAGAGCACAGAGACCUUCACUGCAUGCUGGUUACGAAUCCUCAGGCAGAGCACUGCAGACUGCAGGAAGUGGGGACCUACUGCCAGGAGAGUCGGCGCCUUGACCAGUGGGUGCCUGAACUAGUCCUGCAGGAACGCUGAAGGGUCUGCAUACAGGAACUUUUGUGGCCAGAUACUGAUACACUGAAGGAUCUUUACGCUUAAGCAGGGAUGACCUGGAGUGUAGCCGCUCCAGUCCACUAUCCUUAAUGACCAGCAAAACCAUGGACUCCCACUCAAAGACUAGUGAAACAGCUGGACUGGACACUGGUUUCUAAAAUCUGUACUUGUGCAAAAGAUACAGAGAGAAAAGUCACAAUGUUUUUACAAUGCCAUUAAAACACAAUCUGUUUUGUGCUGCUCUCUGGGUGCUCACAAUCUCUAUGGGGUGUGACAUAGUAAACAUUAAGAGGAGUAGUAGUUUUGAAAGGAACACAUCCACACCCAGCUUAUACCUGGAAGUCUUGUUUGUUUGACUGGACAGGAAUGUUGCAGUGCUGAAACUGUACCAGACAUUCCUGGGAGAGUCCCAGGAAAGGAGAGGAGAGGUGUGUGUUUGUAUGUGUGGUAUGUCUAUGUGUGGUAUGCAUUUACAAUACUUGUAUUUUUCUGUAGAAAAGGCUGGGUGUGCGGUGUGUGCAUUCUUAAAAUGAGCAGCUGAAAGCUGCUGGGGAAUUGUCACUAUGGAAACUGAAAUGGAAAUAAUGUUAAAGACACACAGGACCUAUUGACACUGGAAGAAACAAAAGAAAAAACAAUGUAAAGAGACUCUGAGGAUGAUAUAUUUUAGUCAGGAUCCGAAAUUCCCAAUGAUGCAGAACGCCUGUGCCGUCUGAUCCGGACAGGUCAGCUUUAAAUGUAUUGUAAAAAUAUCAACUUCUUUGUGCCUUCAAGAGUGCUGCCUUUCUGAUAAAUAACUAAUGUAAAGUGGCUACACUGUUAAUUUAUUGAUUGUAUUGUUUUUUUGUAGUUAUUUGUAAUCUAUUUUGUGCUCUGUUAUCUAAGUAAAUAAAUUAUUUUAUUCAUAAAUUCUUCUUGUUCCUGGGGCUUCUGCUCAGAUUUCAAAACAAAAGCCAUGUGUGCGUCAUGGAACCUGCUGAGUCACGCAACCAGAGUUUACAUUCGGGCUGAAGUCAUGGAAAAUGCAUGCACACUUAGGGCAAAGUCUUUGUCAUUGCCAGCCCCUUCUAUUGUCAUGAGCAUAAGUCAGUGAGAAUGAAACUGGGGUGGGGACAGAAACUCACUAAAACAAGCAUAACAAGCUCAUGCAGACCUACUGUCCCUGCAAGUCAGGAAGCAAUGAAGCAUUACAGGAAAGACGCAUUACCUGCGUGUCAAACGUUUUUAUUUAUUCCCAAGCCAGAUUCCAUACGUGCAUAACAAGAAUCUUUUAAAAAUGCACGUUUUGCAUUAUAUAUUGCAGCUAAAGCCCUGCAACAAUGUUGCAUGCAAAUAACAUAAUGUGUAUUAAUGUGUGUGUGUGCGUGUGUGUGGGUGAAGCCUCUGAUCCCUCUAUUAUCUCUGCUUAAUCUCAGGAUCUUCCCUCUGCUUUGCAAUCUAUUCCACCCUCUGCUCUCACAUGGCUGUUCACAGCCCUGUCUGCAGCUAGAGGAGAGAGGAACAUAUUGAGGCACAUGGACCUCACACUUGUUUACAAUCACACAGGGUAGUGACUGGUGAGGGGAGUGUCUUCUCAAAGGCUGUGGCUCAUCCAGCGUAAAUCUGAUUGGCUGUGACUUGCAGAAGGGUCAUGGGAAGUAUGGUUUGAAACUAGGAGACAAGCUUGUGACGGUUGAAAGCACACUCAAAAGGGCACAGUGAAGGCCUGAGACGGCUACAACAAUGGAAUUCCUGUGAAAUGACCAAACUGGGAGACUUCUACCUAGCUCUGCUCUUUGUUUACUCUGUUUGAUGCAUUCUAUUACAUGCAUCAUGCUCUGCAUACCGUAUACCCAGCAGGCCAGAGAGCAUGUUUCUGCAAGUGCAUUGUAGAGUUGCA